Messenger RNA from Gossypium arboreum, 546 nucleotides. RefSeq names its product arabinogalactan protein 23-like. The record is from RefSeq and is a predicted model, not a curated record. NCBI's taxonomy places the organism in Eukaryota, Viridiplantae, Streptophyta, Magnoliopsida, Malvales, Malvaceae. The transcript has a single exon. The coding region runs from base 120 to 356 and encodes 78 amino acids.
UCAGACCUGCAAUAACAAAGCAAAAAAUAACAAUCACCGGCGGAUCCCCAUUCUCCAGUUAUUAAACGCAGGUCUCAUUCAUUUCCAGUGCGUUUAAUAAUCCCUUUUUUUAUAACGCCAUGGACAUGAAGAAGAUCUCCACCGCCAUCAUUGUUGCCGCUGCCUCAAUGAGCGCCGUCAUGGCUGCCGAAGCACCUGAUCCUUCCCCUUCCGCCGGUGGUUCUAGUCCUAGCUCCUCUCCUGCUUCCGCCACAGCAUCAGGACCAGAUUCCAGCGUGGCUGCCGCAACCUUGCCUGUUCUUGGAUCAUUGGUUGGGGCUUCCAUUGUUUCUUUGUUUUCUUACAUGCUGCAGUAAGCUACAUGUAUGAAAAAUCAACAUGUCAACGAAUAUUUUAUUUUAUUUUUAUUUUUUGUAAGAAACAUGUGAUGAAUAUUGAAAAAUUGAAAUGGAGCUUUGGAAAGUAUGUUGUGUUUAUGCUUUUACUUUUCGAUUUAUUCAAAACAAUGAAUAACUUGAAAAUAACAAUGAAUUAUUGAACUAAUAA